This is a messenger RNA of Syngnathus acus (greater pipefish), 4571 nucleotides long. It is a transcript of the gene sytl2b, whose product is annotated as synaptotagmin-like 2b. Gene Ontology annotation, cellular component: plasma membrane; exocytic vesicle. NCBI's taxonomy places the organism in Eukaryota, Metazoa, Chordata, Actinopteri, Syngnathiformes, Syngnathidae. Gene Ontology annotation, molecular function: neurexin family protein binding; small GTPase binding. The record is from RefSeq and is a predicted model, not a curated record. Bases 452 to 4417 code for a protein of 1321 amino acids. Gene Ontology annotation, biological process: exocytosis; intracellular protein transport. The transcript is spliced from 19 exons.
CAUGAAUUUCUCUGACCAUACUAAUUUUAUUUUUUUGUAUUAUGCAUCAGGCAGGACAAGACAACUGUACAAGUUGCAGAACAAGUAACUAGUUUGCACACUCUUUUGGCAAACACUGACGCCACCUACAGGUCCCCGGCUGCUAUUACAACAGGUACGCUCACUAUUUGAUCUUUUUUUUAAUGAGCCCUUUCUAGUGACGUCAGCAGCUGUAAGCCACACUUGUGCUUGAGUGAGGAGAUGGUUUGUCUGUUCUAGACGGUCCAACCCAUCUCCGAGUCCUUCCCCUCUUCUUAGCUACUCACUGAAGAUUUUUGAGUUCAUCCAAGCAACUGCGGCGUCCAGCCAAGUGGCUAAACUCCCUUUUUUGCUCAUACAAGAGGCCCACUAAAGCUCCAAGGUGUUUCCCAAUCUGUCCCCCAGCGUAGGAGGGAGAGGAGGGCGCCGAGGUAUGAUGAUCGACCUGAACUUCCUGACGGAGGAGGAGCGUCUGGUCAUCAUGACCGUGCUAAGGAGGGACGCCCAACUCAAGCAGGCCGACGAGCAGAGAAUCAGGAAGCUGGAGAGCAUCGUGAGCCAAGGUCCAUCGUCAGACUCCAAGUUGAAGUACCUGACGGGCCAGUGGUUCUACGAUGCCAAGUCUCGCAGGCAUAUGGACAAGAUCCAUGGCUCUGAAAUCAUCUUGGCCUCCAUGAAGCAAAGGAGUGCUUCAGAAGGCUGUUAUAGACCGGAAAGAUUGCGAGCAUUCAAGAGUCCAAGUUCUGACGUGGCGGUACCACAGAAACCUGCCAGAGGUUUGGACAUGCCACGGGAAUUCAAUAAUCUUAAGAAAGAAGAUCUGGUGUCAGCAGUCCAUUCUCCAAGAAUGACAAGACCGAACCCUUUUAAUCGAGCUUCCCUCCUUGUUGACGAACCAGCUGAGUUCACUAAAACAGAUCCCACCUCCCUCCCGAAGUAUCAGCAAGCAAGGGGGAGCAGUCAGACAUCGGGGAACUCCGCGACAUCCGAGGGCUCCUCUAAACCCAUCCCCAAAAAGCGGACAUUCGUAACAAAGGCACCCCUGCACCUUCAGGUCGCUCCUGCCCCAAGACUAAACCUCUAUCAGAACUCCAGUGGAAGCUCCAACCGAUCCAAGGGUGAAGUCGUGGUAUCGGCCCACCCGUCUGCAUCUGCGAUAAUUCCUCAGCAGGGUUCUCAGGCUUUAUCUUAUUCCAGUCUGGUGGAAAAUGGAACGCUAUCUUUUAUUACAGCUCACAGACACACAGAACAGAUGAUCAAGGAUAAUUUCACACGAGGACGGCAUCAGACCGUAGAAAGAAUCCUGGAUCAUGAUCCAGUCAUUGGCGGCAGUGAGAUAUCAUCCGUGGAGGAGCCAGGGUGGCAAAGAAACGCAGAAGCUCCGAUAUCCUAUGACAUCAACUUUAUUGAGUCCUCGAAGCAGAAGACACAGAGGAGCUCCCAACAGAAACGUUCGUUCAAGUUGACCAACAGUCCCACCGGCGACGACGAGGAUUCCAUCUCGAAAGUGCUCGAUUGGUUCAACCGUAGAACCGAUAGCAGCAAUUUGGUGAACGGCAAAGAGGUCUCGAGGGAGCCGGACGGACACCGUGAGACGGCAGCGAUGGGAAGCGAGGAGGUCUUCAAGAAAGAUAUUCAGGAAAAAGAAAUAUGGACGAGUCAGCCGGAAGGAACAGCCAAUGAGACCAUGAACGAUAUGAAAAAUGAUGACAUCACCGGGAUGAAAUUGUUUGGGGAAAGCACGACGCCUGUGAUACCUGGAGACAAAACCCAGACAAGAGAAGGAAACGAGAAGAGGCCAAACAUACCCUCUGUCACAAAUGUAGUCAAUGCAAGUCAGCAUGUGGGAUUGAAACAGGACCAAGACUUAGACCGUUCUAAUUUCAGGAACUACGCAUACCCUGAAAUCGCUAAUCCCCAAGUAGCUGACAGGAAAGGUUCUGACGUUGAGCUUUUAUUUGUUGAACCACUAGUGCCAAAAACACCUCUGCGGUCCAGUCCAGAUGGAAAAGGGGUCUCUUUAAAUCAAGCAGAAACCCUUCAACAGUUCAGAGAUAGCCCGAGUCCAGAGUCAGAGCAUACGUCUCAGUUAACAGACCUCAAGAACAUCUGCAAAACACCGGAGAAUCCCAGCAAAGACUGCGAGCAGUCACCCAAAGCAAAAGACACAGAGAGUCCUCAAAGACAAAAAAGCACAGCAGAGAAGAUCAAGCAGCUCAAAACGUUCUGGGAGCAGGAGGCAGGCAAACCAACGCUUAAUGGCGCUAAACACAAAAGCGUGCGGGGUGCAAAGAUGACCAAGAGAUUCACCAAAUCGGAGUUUGACUUACGGACCAUUGGCAACCACUCAGGCAGCGACGGCGAAGGCUCCAAUCGAGACAAUUUGACCGGUCUGCCUCUAAAUCAGACAAUCGAUCAAAUGUCGCCCUCCCUCGGUGGGAGCCGAGCCCAGUUUAGCAGCCUGCUGGAGUUCUGGGACGAAACCACCGCAGAUCCCAAAAGCCCCAAAAGGCAAAUCAACACUCCACAACCACCCGAAGAGUUAGGUUCGUCCCAGCCCGAGCCUCGCUCCUUUGAAGCAUCUCACGUCUCAGCCAACGACCCAAAAAAGAACCUGCCGGCGUCUGCUCAACCCAAAGAACCCCAAAAGAUCUUGAAAGACUCAAGCAGGGUCGAUAAAACUGCAAGACCGCCACCAACUCCACCUAGGGAGGUUCGCGCUCCCAAAAGAAGAAAGGACAGCUUCAGCCAUUCCAGCGGUCGCGGGAGGUCUCUGCGUCGAGCCACCAGUAUGUUCGCUCUAGUGGACCCGCAAGAACCGACGCUUAAGAGCCCCGUCAGCCCCGUCCACUCCCAAAGCAGGAAGCCGAGCGGCGAUGGCGCUCAGAGCGUCAAGGGAACCGAGACCCCCCUGGCCAGGGCUUUCGUACCCCGAGACUACAGCCACUACUUGGGGAUGGCCAACGAGCCGGGUACCCUGCCUCCCGAGGCGGAAAUUUCCGAGAGUUUCGGCGGACCUGUGAGGACCAGCACUCCCACGGGCUCCAAGAAGAACUUUAAGCCCGGCCCACGCCAGGCGAGGAUCAAUUACAGCAGCCCAGAUGCUGAUCCCGAGUCUCCUCUAAGCAACACGUCCGAAUCCUUGUCCAACUCCAGGAAUAUUUUCAAAUGCAAAAAUAUCGAGGAUGAGGAGAAUCCUGUGAGGAAAGCGCUGAAGCGAGCAGAAGCUAGACCUAAAGGUCUUGCUAAAAGUAUGGAGGACCUGGUUGGGUCUUUGUCACCAACACAAGAGAGACGGCAAGAGCCGAAACCAAACACGAGGCGAACCACCGACGACGCCACGACGCCCCCUUCUCCACGCCCGUUCUCGGAGCAAGAGCGCCUGAAGAAGAUGAGCAAGUCGGUCCCUUCGUUCUUGCAGACGGAGUUUAAUGGGAGCGUGAUGACCAUGUACAGCGGUGACUUUGGCAACGUGGACGUGCAAGGCAGCAUCCAGUUCUCCAUCAACUACGUGCAAAAGCUCCGAGAGUUCCACAUCUUCGUGGCUCAGUGUCAAGACUUGGCGGCCGCUGACCUCAAGAGAGGUCGCUCGGACCCCUACGUCAAAAGUUACCUCGUUCCUGACAAAUUGCAUCUGGGAAAAAAGAAAACAUCUGUGAAGAAAAAGACGCUUAACCCGACUUUUAAUGAGAUCCUCAGGUAUCACAUUGGCAUAGAGUCUCUCAAGACACAGAUGCUGGUUCUCUCCGUGUGGCAUCACGACACGUUUGGCCGCAACACCUUCUUGGGUGAGGUGGAUGUGGACCUCUCCAAGUGGGACUUUGACCACACCCGCAUGAACGACUUGCCUCUCAAAGCCAAGACAAGAACAACUCUGGCAUCUUUAAGUGGCCGAGGAGAGAUGAGAUUGGCUGUCCGCUUCCUUCCUAAGGUCAUCUACGGUGAAGCUAAGCAUGUUCCCAGAACAGGAGAGAUUCACAUCUGGGUGAAAGAAUGCAAGAACUUGCCUUUAAUCAGAGCCACCAUUGACCCUUACGUCAAAUGCUUCGUGCUCCCCGACACGAGCCGCAAGAGUCGUCAGAAGACGCGCGUGCUGAGGAGGACGGCCAAUCCUCUGUUCAACCACACCAUGGUGUACGAUGGCAUCAGGGCGAUUGACCUGACCGAGGCCUGCGUGGAGCUCACUGUCUGGGACAGGGACAAGCUGGCCAGCAACCUGCUGGGCGGAAUCAGGCUCGGAACCGGCACGGGAAGGAGUUACGGGUCGGCCGUGGACUGGAUGGACUCCACGCCCGGCGAAGUGGCGCUGUGGGAGCGCAUGGUGGCGUUGCCCAACGAAUGGGCGGAGGGAGUGCUGCCCCUUCGCUUGCUGAGCUCUGCCAAAACGGCCUUCAAAUAACUACAAGUACAUCACUCUUGUCAUAGCGCUUUCGCAAAUAACAUUCGCAAAAACUAUAAGCCCAAGGUCAUGAUGUCUUCUUGACAUACAUUCCAUACAAGGCGAAGAAUUCUUUUCUAUUCACUUUUUCAACGGGCCGAAGAUGAACAAAAGA